Eleginops maclovinus (Patagonian blennie) is the source of this 1337-nucleotide messenger RNA. RefSeq names its product eukaryotic translation initiation factor 2B, subunit 1 alpha (gene eif2b1). NCBI's taxonomy places the organism in Eukaryota, Metazoa, Chordata, Actinopteri, Perciformes, Eleginopidae. Gene Ontology annotation, cellular component: eukaryotic translation initiation factor 2B complex. Gene Ontology annotation, molecular function: guanyl-nucleotide exchange factor activity; translation initiation factor activity. The transcript is spliced from 9 exons. Gene Ontology annotation, biological process: translational initiation. The record is from RefSeq and is a predicted model, not a curated record. The coding region runs from base 391 to 1299 and encodes 302 amino acids.
CGACCGCACCUGAACACUGCACGAAGCUCGGCUCGAGAAAAAACGCCUACGUCAUCUCGCUGCGACACUUCAACACGCAGCUCUUCGCUAGAUGAGCUAACACAGUGCAACACGGCGGAUAGUGAUAAUAAAACUUUCCAGACUGACUCAACCCGGUUUUAUUUGCAGAAUACUGAGAAGUGUAGCUGAUAUUGGUAAAUAAAAGGGUACUUAUUAAAUAUAGUGUUUUAUUCGAUUUGAACGAAAGCUGCUGGACGCGAAGUCAGCAUCUCUGGCAUGUGUCAUUCUUUUUUUUGUACCGACUGAAUAAAGUAAACAUCCGACUGUUAUUUUUGUUAACACUUACACGACUUGACGUCAGCUUUAGUCCUCUCUCGUGAAGGUGUCAGGAUGAAUGAAGAAGAGCUGGUGGAGUAUUUCAGGGCUCAGAUGAGGAAAGACCCAGACAUGGCCUCUGCUGUGGCCGCUAUCCGCACCCUGCUGGAAUUCCUCAAGAGAGACAAAGGUGAAACCAUCCUGGGCCUGAGGGAGAGCCUGACGUGGGCAACAGACUGCCUGACAGGAGUGGACUCCUCUGUGGCCGUGUCCUCAGGAGGAGAGCUCUUCCUGCGUUUCAUUAGUCUCACAUCACUGGAGCACCAGGAUCUGUCUCGCUGUAAAAAGGUGAUGGAGGAGAGGGGAGAACUUUUUCUAAAUAAGAUCUCAAAGUCCAGGAAAAAAGUCGCUCAGCUCUGUCACACCUUCAUCAAAGACGGAGCUAAAAUCCUUACUCACUCAUACUCCAGAGUCGUGCUGCAGGUCCUUGAAAAAGCUGCGGAAGAAAAGAAGCGCUUCUCUGUGUAUGUGACUGAAUCGCAGCCUGACUCAGCGGGGCAACAGAUGGCAGAAGCCCUGAGAAAGCUCAAUGUUCCAGUAACAGUAGUUCUGGAUGCAGCUGUGGGGUAUGUUUUGGAGAAAGUAGACCUAGUUAUUGUUGGUGCAGAGGGGGUCGUUGAGAGCGGAGGGAUCAUCAACAAGAUUGGCACCUAUCAGACGGCUGUGUGCUCUAAAGCUCACAACAAGCCUUUCUACGUGGUGGCAGAGAGUUUCAAAUUUGUCCGACUCUAUCCUCUCAACCAACAGGACGUGCCCGAUAGAUUUAAGUACAAAGCAGACACCCUGAGGAGCGCAAAGAACCUGUCAGAGGAGCACCCGAUGAUCGACUACACGCCUCCCUCCCUCAUCACCCUCCUCUUCACCGACCUGGGAGUCCUCACCCCGUCCGCCGUCAGCGACGAACUCAUCAAGCUUUAUUUAUAACUCAAAAUCGUCAAUAAAACCAUAUCAUGAAAUAGAUA